Molecule: messenger RNA, 1712 nt
Organism: Hydractinia symbiolongicarpus
Lineage: Eukaryota; Metazoa; Cnidaria; Hydrozoa; Anthoathecata; Hydractiniidae
Product: ras-related C3 botulinum toxin substrate 1
Exons: 6
Coding region: 196-1116 (306 amino acids)
Biological process (GO): small GTPase-mediated signal transduction; regulation of cell shape; regulation of actin cytoskeleton organization
Cellular component (GO): cytoskeleton; cell projection; cell cortex
Molecular function (GO): protein kinase binding; GTP binding; GTPase activity
Source: RefSeq, a predicted model, not a curated record
GGUGGAGUAUCAAGUCCAACUCUACUAUUUCAUUAAAAAUUCUGCACAAUCGGUAGAAAGGGUUGGCAAAAGUGUAUAAAACACUCGGCCCUGAAAAGAAAACAAAAUUAAUUAAAAUACUUUGGAUAUAACUUGAAUCGUGUCGUAUUAAAUUCAGAUAUUUUAAUAUAGUAAAAGAAAAGUUUUAAAGCGAUUAUGCAAGCUAUAAAGUGUGUUGUUGUCGGAGAUGGAGCUGUUGGAAAGACCUGUUUGCUCAUUAGUUACACAACGAAUGCUUUUCCUGGAGAAUAUAUUCCUACUGUCUUCGAUAAUUAUUCUGCAAAUGUUAUGGUUGAUGGUAAACCUAUCAACUUAGGACUGUGGGAUACAGCAGGUCAAGAAGAUUACGACAGACUGAGACCUCUCUCUUAUCCCCAAACUGACGUCUUUUUGAUAUGUUUUUCAUUGACAAGUCCGGCAUCGUACGAAAAUGUCCGUGCCAAAUGGUACCCCGAAGUGAGCCAUCAUUGUCCAAACACUCCCAUUGUUUUGGUUGGGACCAAACUUGAUCUUCGCGACGAUAAAGAAACCAUAGAAAAAUUAAAAGAAAAGAAGCUCGCGCCAAUUACAACCGCACAAGGUUUACAGAUGGGCAAAGAAAUAGGCUCAGUAAAAUAUUUAGAAUGCUCUGCUUUGACGCAGAAAGGACUAAAACAAGUGUUUGAUGAAGCCAUCCGAGCUGUAUUAUGUCCUAAAAAGCCGGUGAAGAAAAAGAAGAAUUGUGACGUGUUCUUAAUGUGCUUUUCAUUGACAAGUCCGGCAUCAUACGAAAACGUCCGAGCAAAAUGGUACCCUGAAGUGAGCCAUCAUUGUCCGAAUACCCCGAUUUUAUUAGUUGGAACAAAACUAGAUCUUCGGGAUGAUAAAGAGACAGUCGAUAAACUGAAAGAAAAAAAACUAGCUCCGAUCACAAUAGCUCAAGGAUUACAGAUGCAGAAAGAAAUACACGCUGUCAAAUAUUUGGAAUGUUCCGCUUUGAGUCAAAAAGGUUUAAAACAGGUCUUUGAUGAAGCUAUUCGCGCAGUUUUAUGUCCGCCCAAAGUACAGAAAAAGAAGAAAGCUUGCACCGUAUUGUAAAAUGGAAUUAUUUCAACAUGAGACUCUAUGCUGUUAGAAAAAGUUUCUCACUGCAUAUCCUAAAUACCUAUUUUUUUGUUUCGCUUUUUUUCACGACAGAAUACUACGAUUUUAUUUUUGAAAUAAUUUUUUAUUUUCUUGACUUACUUUAUCUUUUAAUUUUUCAGCCCUUUCAAUUAUUUUUUGACCUCGUACAUAUAGUUUUGCUUUAUAUACCUGACUACUAUAAUUACAGUGGCCUGAAGGGCCAUAAAGGUUUGGUGGAAGCUAUCUUCGUAGGUAUUUGGGAGCUUUUUAUAUCAAUAUCCUAAAUCACUCUUACAAAAGAUUUUUAUGUUUUCACACGUGACACUUAUUUGAUGCUUAAUUUCUCUUUUCAAAGUUGCUAACUAAAAAAACGCGUAGAACCGUUUCUUUUUUCAUGAAAAACCUAAGAAAUCUUGGGAACCAAUGGAAAGAAUUACUUCUUAAUUGACUAGUUAAUUCUGAUGUAAAAUAUUGCAUAUUUAUAGAAGUUGUUUUGUAAUACUUCAGUGUUCGUUAUUUCUUGUUUUGCUCUUGUUUUACUUAUUACAAAUUUACAUGCAACGUCCUCA